ACAUUACGGAGAAGUGAAAGGUGUUGCUUGGUAAACGGAUUUGGUCGGACUGGUUUGGUGUGGAUACCUCACAGCCUUUCUUUCUGUUCAGCAUUCUCGUGUGUUGCCACCAUCCAGCGUCUCGUGUUACUUCCGUCUGGAUAUGGAUGCCCAGUAUCCCUUUGCCUCCCGCGACGAUAUCUGGCGCGUCUUCGAAGAGCUGAAGGAGCUCCACGCCACACAGUUUGAACAGGCGGAGCGUAUCGCAAGACUGGAACGGCGCAGGGACGAGGAUGCAAAGCUGAGGAGUGUUUGGGGUCCUUUGUCGCCGUUUCCUAGCUCCGUUGGGGGCACAAUCCCCUCAGAGCCGGUCUUCCAUACCCCCGCGGACGCUUUCAAGGGUUUCGAUCAGGGACACCAUCACGGGGCCGUCUCUACAAUGGGUCUCGACAACGAAGAGGAGCCGCGACGGGGCACUUCCAGGGCAAACAGUGUUAGGUUUGAUGAAAGUGCCAUCCAUGGGUACUACGGGCAGGCCAAUCGAUCUAGUAGUGAGCUGCCACUCCGCACCGGCAGCGGUCUCGGAAGCCAUCCCCUGACGGAGCGGUCCUUGUCUCAUCGGUCAGAUGGGAGGCAAAGCUCUUCCGGGCACUCCCACCAUUCUGCUCGUACCAACAGCCUGGGCCUUGAAACAACUAGCAGGAUGAUGAGCUCUGUUGGUGGUUCUCCUCUUAUUCCUCCGCCUGGACUGUUCCUCCUUGGCCCUGUGCCAUGCAUCAUUCGGUGCUGGCUGACAACUACCUUCUCCAAUGAUUCUCUCCUGUACGCUGCUGUCUGCUCGGGCUCAUACACCUCGUCACUGGGAUACCCGAUGGUUCAGAUGCUUGGGUUGGCAGAUCAAAUCUUGUAUGAGGGAGAUGUGCAGUACAUCAAGCUCCCGAUCUACCUUCCCGAAGCCAGUGUGCACCAAGCCUCUUCGCGGUCCAGCAGCCCCGAACCUCAAGUACCUACGUUGACCGUUCGGUUUCUAGUCCGCGAGGUUGAGUCUGGCGACACUGCAAUCCAGAUUGUCCUGGGAAGUGACGUCCUUCGGUCCCACAACGCCGACGUGCUCUUUUCACAAGACAAGAUUAUCAUGGUUGAUGAUGAAAGGAACAAGGUAUCCAUACCCUUGGUGCGCCCCGAAGAUGAUUCAGUUUUCAAGUCAUUGUCCACGAUGUCGGAUGCCACCCGCAGCGGGCGAAAGGCUCGUUCGGUCCACGAGGAUAUCCAGGCGGACACGAACGGCCAUGCAACCUUUGGUGUGAUUGGGCGUCCUGCCAGCCUCUCUCGCCGGGCUACCUCCACGUCUGCCUCUGCAAGGGAGUCUCUCGAGGGAUCCGAGGAGAGUCGAAAGGCUCGCCCGGAGACCCAAGAGGGGUCAACGGACAUUGAUGCCCAAAAGGAACAGAAGUCCGGCGCAGAAGUCGAUGCCCAGGUGGGUGGCCCAGCACGGGUGGAGGCAGCUGGAGUCUGGGGCUCGUGGAAACGCGAGUCCAAGUCAGAUCCGAACGCUUCUGCAACAGGCAAGGCCACCCGUGGCCGUACGAUGAAAGUACUGCGGCCGACGAAAUCCUCCACACGAGUGGCUCAAGCUACGACUGUUCCUAGUAGUUCUGGUACCGACUAUGCCGCGACCUCAGGGCCGUCGCAGCCCGCGUCGACCCGAGCAUCACCGGAUGGGACACGGACGAGCAAGCAGUGGCCUAGCAAUCCAGUUGGCGGGGCGUCCGCAUUUGGCUGGCUCAACACCACACAGCCACCAGGUCGGACUGCAAUGACCCCUAAAUGAAACAAAUUAGGGUGUUCCUUGUAUCUUUUCCGUGACUUGAGACAGUCUAAUUGACGUACCGCAAUACUG
Messenger RNA from Aspergillus welwitschiae, 1879 nucleotides. RefSeq lists its product as uncharacterized. The coding region runs from base 143 to 1810 and encodes 555 amino acids. Lineage: Eukaryota; Fungi; Ascomycota; Eurotiomycetes; Eurotiales; Aspergillaceae. The record is from RefSeq and is a predicted model, not a curated record. The transcript has 2 exons.